AUGGAAGGUAGACAGUGGAGAGACAUCAUUGUUAAUCAAUUACAGUCAAGAAACAAAAGAGAAACAACUGCAUUUCACGAUAUAAUUACAUUUCAAAGCAGACUGUUUGAUAAUGUGAAUACAUUAAAAAAUGAAAACCUCCAAUUAACUUUACUUAAUGAGAGGAUUCGGUACACUAGUUCUGAAAGUGCACAUUCUACUGCAGGUGCAGCAGGAAAUGAAAGAAUACAGGCUUUAGAACAAAAAAUUUUAGCUCAACAAGAAGAGUUGACAUCCUUGCAUAGGCGCCGUGGAGAAAGUGCACAACAAAUUAUAAAUUUAAAUGCAAGAGUGCAUGACCUAGAAAAAAACCUACAGGCUAAAGAUAUUAUAAUUUCAGAAAACACUGCAUUAAUAGCUUCACUCAGAGCUGAAAUCCAAAUGUAUGAAAAUAAUAUGACUGAGUUACAAGGACUUAAUCAAGUAUUAAGAGAUGAACAUCAAGCAUUACAAAUUGCUUUUGCAGCUAUAGAAGACAAAUUAAGAAAAGCUCAGGAUGAAAAUCGAACCUUGGUAGAGAGACUCAUUAAAUACAAAGCUAAAGACGCAGAUAAAAUGAACGAAGAAAAUGAACAUUUUCUUAAGUCAAGCAACCCUACCGCGUUUUUCAUCAACACCUUUGGUAGAGUUAGUUUCGGGAAGAAAAGCGAUAAGGUUCGUAAAGAGUUGGAAGAGGCAGCUAGAGAAGGAGGUGGUAGAAGUAGCGGUGGUUCAGGUGGUAGUUCUGAAGAUAAAAUAGCUGAAUCUAUGCCUUAUUAUGCGGCAACACUGCCGACUAAGGUUGCACUAAGAUUCGAUGCGCAUGACGGUGAAGUUAAUGCUGUUAAAUGGAGUCCAACAGAUCGAAUAGUAGCUACGGGUGGAGCUGAUAGAAAAGUGAAGCUUUGGGACGUGUCGAAAAUUGGCACAGUCGAAAGCAGAGGCACUCUAGUUGGUUCAAACGCGGGUGUAAUGUCUGUGGAUUUCGACUCAACUGGCACAUACAUUGUAGGAGCAUCUAACGACUUCGCGAGCCGGGUGUGGACCGUUGCUGAUCAGCGGUUAAGGGUGAGUCGGAAAUGUGAUCAGUAA
Molecule: messenger RNA, 1110 nt
Organism: Parnassius mnemosyne (clouded apollo)
Lineage: Eukaryota; Metazoa; Arthropoda; Insecta; Lepidoptera; Papilionidae
Source: the annotation of a GenBank genome assembly